ACCAAAACAAACCAACAAAACUUCAAAUUCUAAACAACAAGAAAACACAUUUCAAUUAAAUUUCACUUAGAAUCAAUGGCAAGCAUGAAGGUUGUAUGUGUAGCUCUAAUAAUGUGCAUUGUUAUUGCACCAAUGGCAGAAUCAGCAAUAACAUGUGGACGUGUAAGUGCUGCUCUUGCUCCAUGUCUUGGUUAUCUUCAAGGUGGUCCUGGUCCUUCAGCACAAUGCUGUGGUGGAGUUAGGAACCUUAAUUCUGCAGCUGUUACCACACCUGAUCGUCAAGCUGCUUGUAACUGUUUGAAAAGUGCUGCUGGUUCUAUUUCUCGUUUGAAUGCUAACAAUGCUGCUGCUCUCCCUGGCAAAUGUGGUGUUAACAUUCCUUACAAGAUUAGUACCUCCACCAACUGUGCUACCAUCAGGGUUUGAAGAUGUUGCGGACGCAGGAAUAUGGAACAUCUCACUAGUACUAUGAGAGUGCCAUUAUUGUUCCUAUUUAAGAAUAAGGAUUGAGAGUGAUGGAGGCUCAUCUUAUACAUGGCCCUAUCCUCUUGUACUAGACUGUAUUAGAUGUAUGGUCUCUUAAUGUGUCGUUGUAUCAACUAAAUAGUAUAAUAUUUUAAUUGGGUUUUUGCCUGAUUAUCUGAUUUCUC
Messenger RNA from Cicer arietinum (chickpea), 650 nucleotides. It is a transcript of the gene LTP, whose product is annotated as non-specific lipid-transfer protein. Gene Ontology annotation, molecular function: lipid binding. Gene Ontology annotation, biological process: lipid transport. The record is from RefSeq and is marked validated. NCBI's taxonomy places the organism in Eukaryota, Viridiplantae, Streptophyta, Magnoliopsida, Fabales, Fabaceae.